Sorghum bicolor (sorghum) is the source of this 1584-nucleotide messenger RNA. RefSeq names its product cytochrome P450 76M5. Gene Ontology annotation, molecular function: iron ion binding; monooxygenase activity; heme binding. The record is from RefSeq and is a predicted model, not a curated record. Lineage: Eukaryota; Viridiplantae; Streptophyta; Magnoliopsida; Poales; Poaceae.
UGCUGUGGGCAAUGCGCGGCUGCCGCCGGGCCCCAGGCCGCUCCCGGUCGUCGGCAACAUCCUCGACUUGCGCGGCGGCAACCUCCACCACAAGCUCGCGUGCCUCGCGCGCGUCCACGGCCCCGUCAUGCGCCUCAAGCUCGGGGUCACCACGGCCGUGGUCAUCUCCACCCGCGACGCGGCGAGGGAGGCGUUCACGCGGCAGGACCGGCGUCUCGCCGCGCGAGCGAUCCCGGACGCCACCCGCGCGCUCAGGUUCCACGAGCGGUCCAUGGUGUGGCUGCCGAGCUCCGACCCGCGCUGGAAGAACCUGCGCGGCAUCGUGGCCGCGCACGUCUUCUCCCCGCGGAGCCUCGAGGCGGCGCGCGGCGUCCGCGAGCGGAAGGUGCGGGACCUGGUGAGCUACCUCCGUGGGCGCGCCGGCGAGGAGGUGGACUUUGGCCGGGCCAUGUACGGCGGAGUGCUCAACCUCGUGUCGAACGCCUUCUGCUCCGUCGACGUCGUCGAUCUGGGCGCCGAGUCGUCGGUGCAGGGGCUGCGGGAGGUCGUCGAUGACCUGGUUAAGUUGAUCGCCAAGCCCAACGUCUCCGACCUUUUCCCUUUCCUCCGGCCGCUUGACCUGCAGGGAUGUCGGCGCCAUGCCGCUACGCAGGUCGCGAAAGUUCUGCAGGUCUUGGACGGCAUCAUCGACCGCCGGCUGGACGAGGACGAUGCCUCCUCCUCCUCCUCCUCCUCCUCCUCCUCGUCAUCAAACAAGCACGGUGACUUCCUCGACGCACUCCUGGAGCUCAUGUCCACGGGCAAGAUCACUCGUGAGGACGUGACGACCAUCGUGUUCGACAUGUUCGUGGCCGGCAGCGACACGAUCGCCAUCACGGUGGAGUGGGCAAUGGCCGAGCUCCUCCGCAGCCCGAGCACCAUGGACAAGGUGCGCGCAGAGAUCAAGGCCGCCAUCGGCAGCAAGGAAACCAUCGAGGAGACCGACACGGCGAGCCUGCCGUACCUCCAGGCCGUGACGAAGGAGGCAAUGCGGCUGCACCCCGUGGCGCCGAUUCUGCUGCCCCACCAGUGCGGCGAGGACGGUGUCGAGGUCGGCGGCUACGCCGUGCCCAAGGGCUGCAUGGUGAUCUUCAACUCGUGGGCGAUGAUGCGUGACCCGGCGGCGUGGGAGAGGCCCGACGAGUUCCGGCCGGAGCGGUUCUUGGAGGAGGCGAUCGAGGUAGACUUCAGGGGGAAGGACUUCGAGUUCCUGCCGUUCGGGUCUGGACGAAGGGUGUGCCCUGGCGUGCCAAGCAGACGUGUGGUGCCGCUCGUACUGGCGUCGCUGCUGCACGCGUUCGAGUGGCGCCUGCCGGACGGCGUGUCCGUUGAGCGGUUGGACGUGAGCGAAAAGUUCACCACCGCCAACGUCAUGGCCGUCCCUCUCAAGGCCGUGCCGUUCGUUGUCAUUUCGUAGUCACUGAUCUUGUGGCAUGCCUAAUUAAUUGGAAUCAGCAUGUACCGUACAUAUCGUCUAUUUCAGCAGAUAUAGGAAAGCCACAGCCCACAGUAUGCAGUUGACAACUUUCUUUUUUAGGAUCCGGA